This is a messenger RNA of Pelobates cultripes (western spadefoot toad), 10693 nucleotides long. The record is from the annotation of a GenBank genome assembly. NCBI's taxonomy places the organism in Eukaryota, Metazoa, Chordata, Amphibia, Anura, Pelobatidae.
CCCUGCUUGGCGGGAGCUGUAAUUGGUGAGGCAGACAGCAGAGGUUGCUGGGAUAGAGGCUCUUGUGAUCUACUGCUCUGUUACUACAGGCAUGGCUGAGAGCAGCGCUGCAUCCUGUAUCCGUGUGGACCUCAGCUCUCUGCCCAAAGCUGGCCCAGAGACCGUGCACCUCCUGCCCUGUGAGAUCCAGAGUGAGGGGGCAGCCAGGGUGAGUGAGUACUUCAGUCCUGCUGUGAGGGAUGGAGAGGCAGGUGAGUCUGAACUUCUGUAAGAUAGAACUUUGUGUCACAAUGAUAACAGGCCAUUUGGAAUUUUAGGGGUUAAUUCACUACAUUCCAAUUAAAAUCUGAAUGCAAAAAGUCAGGCUUAACUAGACAAACUGUGGCUAUAGAUGGGUUGGAGAAUUUUGCUUACAUGGUCAACUGUUUUAAUGUUGCCUUUCGAUUUCCAAAUUCACUACAUUUUGGAGCUUAGUAAAUAAACAACAAUGAAACCCGUUUACAAAUCUGUGACCAUUACAAGUACAAUAUGUAACUUCUUAUAGCAAUCACAUAACAUAAAGACAUGCAGAAAGAGACUGUAAAUGGAUAUAAUGGACAUAGCUUUUCUAGAAAGAGAUUGAGAGGAAUUGGCCAUAGAUAGCCAUACUAAUAAAAACAUAACCAACAUUUUUUACUUUAAAAACAAGCUUAAAGGAAUACUUUAGAGUUUGGAAUUUUGUAUUCCUAAAACGAACAUCUUCCUCUGCCCUGUGGUUAAAUAGUUAAAUAACCCUUUAUUCCGGUUGCCCAAAAGGUAGCUUCUCAGAUGCUGUAGAACUGCAACUCCCAUUACGCUUUGCAAGCCUUUAGAAUGCCAAAGCAUCAUGGAAGCUGUAGUUUUAACAUCUGGGGAUCUAUCUUUUGGGCACUCCGGACUUACCUUAUCCCAGGGUCACACUCCGCCUGCCAUGACGCGAGCUGGUGGGUACCUAAUCCUCAUGUGCGGCAAGUGCUGUGCGAGCAUUAGACCUUCCCCAUUGGAAAGCGUUGCCUCAAUGCUUUCCUAUGGAGUUUUUCUUGACGCUGGAUGUUUUCAUACCUAAGAAAAAAAGUAUAGUGGUAAAAUGUGGCGCUAUAGUGUCAAUAUCAGUAGUGCUGCUGAUACCACUGUGAAACCAACCACACAAUUUCUCACAAUAUAUAAACAGAAAAUAGAUACAAAGUGGAUAGCGCACUUAAAACCAAAGUGCAGAGUGAUAGCACUUCUGUGUACAAUGUGGGAAUAAGUAUAUACACAAGGUAACAUACACUUUAAGGAGAUCUUUUUCCAAUAGUAAAAGUGUGUGUUACCUUGUGUAUAUACGUAUUCCCACAUUGUACACAGAAGUGCUAUCACCCUGCACUUUGGUUUUAAGUGCACUAUCCACUUUGUAUCUAUUUUAUGUUCUCUUACCUGUCUCUAGCUAAACUACCUGACCUACAUUACCUAAACUUGGCUAUUAUGACAGUGCUUUGCAGUUCUGUUGUGCUCAUUUCUUCUGUUCGCCAGUGACAGCUGUAGGGGUCCUUGAUAAAUCUGUGCUGUACUCUCACAUACUGAUGUGUACUCCUGGCAGAUAAAUACUAGUAGCUCAAGAGGACUGUCAGGAAGACUAUGGCAAUGGCAGUGGCUGUGAGGGACAGGUUCAGUAAGUAAAACCCAAUUUCCCCUUCACCCACAGCACACCCAGCAGACCAGUUACUGCCAGGGUCUUUGCAAAUUAUGCAAGCACCCCAGACGGUGACAGAGCCACUUUAAGCAGAAUAAAAGUAGCUGAAUUUGCUUUGGAUAUUUCAUCAUUUAGGGAAUGGACCAUUUAAUUGUAGUGAAUUGCAGUCUGAACACAAAUAUUGGCAGGAAAUUUCACUGAAGUGUAAACUGAAUUCAAAGUAACUUGCUGCCAAAAUUGUUGAACUAAAACUAUAGCUUACUUUCCAGUUUGGCUAUUUUCUCCUAAAAUUUUAAAUUCAGUUUGAAUUCCUUACAGGGCAUAUUUUAGUGAUUGAAUGGCCACUAAAGUCAUCCAGGCCACUCCAUCCCAAUGAAGUGGCCUGGGUGCAGUGGUCUUGUCAAUUUAACCAUUUUUUAUUUUUAUGGGACGCACAAGGGGAACAAACCUAUGGAAUUAGAGACAGGGACAAUAAAGCAUUAGAAAUAAAGGUUUGUCUUCCUGACACUUUUGUGUUAACUUUUAAAGGAACACUCCAUGCACCAUAACCACUACAAACCGCUGUAAUUGAUAUGGUGUCAGGAGUGCCCUGGCACAUUCCUAGGGUAAAUAGUCAGACUGUUUAAGAAUGGUUUUACAACUUAUAUGGGGUCCACCAGGCACACUGCACUGCCUUACAUGAAGUCAGAAGCUCCUGCACUGAGCUAAACCCAACCAUGCAGGGCUGCGCUCAUUGGCUGUGAGUGCUCAGUUAAUGCUUUCUGCCAAUGAGCUGAGCAUGCAGGGCUGGGUUUAGCUCAGUGGAGCUAAUGUAAACAUCUUUUUUUGCUCAAUUAAGUUAUUGAGGGAAAUCUGUAGAGGAUUUUUGCUUCGGCUCUCCAGUCACAAAUUUUACAUCCAGUGAAGAUGUUGCUGUACAUUCAGUAAGUAGGGGGGGAAAGUAACUAUUUACAUAAUAUCCGUUUCACUACAGGCAAAGAGGUAUCCUUCCGUGGCCGUGUGCUAAGAGGGCAGGAGGUGGCUGUUCCUGCUGGUUUUGUUGGAGUUGUCCUAAAAGAAAAUCACAAGCCAUGUUCUGAUGAGGAGGUAAUGUCAGUUUUACAAAUGUGACAGUAACAUAUAUAUAUAUAUAUAUAUAUAUAUAUAUAUUUUUUUUUUUUUAUGGCCUGUUAUCAAACAUACUAUUCAGUUAUUUAUAGAGAUCGACUGUUGCAUACAGAAGCUGUACACAAAGCAGUGGACACAUACCGGUAACAGGUAUCCAAUGAUUAAAUAAGAACUUUCCGUAACAUUUAGGAGCCAAGGUCAAAAGUUAGGACCUAGACAAAAUGUAAAGAGAGGAUGCAUGUGUGUAUAGAUCAAACUAUUAAGGGGAUGCACGUGAAAAUGGUUAGUUAAUGGUACUGAUGAAAAGAAAGGGAGAGUUUUAAUGCAUAAGUAAACAGAGACAUUGAUAUAGCAUUCUAUUUUAUUGGUCCGUAACUCGUUGAUUAACACUUACUUGCCAGUCAGCUUAGAACUGAUUUGUAUCUUUUGGUAGUAUACCUGCCCAGUGACCCCAAGUUUCUGUUUAGUUACAGGCUAUAAGAGGAGAGGCGGUUGCAUGCAUGUUUAUCUCUGAUAAAUCUUCCAGGUCUGAGACUCUGAUGGUACAAGAGCUGAAUUUCUUUGUAGUCUUUAUUGUGGUUUUUUUGGUCAAUAGUUGUCUUAUUGGUAGACUGCCAUAAUAAUUAGCUCUCUCAGUGCUGGGGAAGCUGUCAGCUUCUCUGCACAAGCAGAGACCUUAAGAGACCUCUUCAGGGGGCAGCAAGAGGAUGGGGGAGAUCUAAGGAGACCAUAGCCAUGAUGGUGGUCUACAUUAAACCAAAGCUGUAAGGUCAGCUAAGGGUAAAGCCGUUUUCUUAAUCUUUCCAGUGUAUGUUUAAUGCUUUCCGAUUGAGAGGCCUAAUACACACUGCACUUGCCACGCAUGCACAUUAACACCUUCAUCGAGUGGCGUAUAUGCAAAGGAGAUCUGUGGAGAGGAAAAUAUAAUUUGUCCAUUUACUUUUCACUCAUUGUUUUUAUUUGUCGUAAUACACUUAUGACAGUUAUGUUUUUCUCAUCUCCCCCUCUCUCGCUUUUCCCACACUGUGCUUUAUAGGCAAAGUGAAGGUUUCUGGGAGUUGUGGUUGUUGGCUUUCUAAUAUAGGCAAUAGCUUGAAGUACACCUACUAGAGGUCUUUUCUGUACAUCUAAAUGAGAUCACAUACCAAUGUUAUUAGAGAAGGGGAGAACAUUUGGUUCAUGGAGCAAAACAAUAAAAAAAGUACAUUUUUUUUUUUUUUUUGAGAAUCUAUACCGCAUAACUGAUACCCAACCCAUACAUCACACUUAAAGGAACACACCAUAAACAAUACAGCAUGCUAUAGCUGUUAUUGUUCCAGGAGUGCCCUAGCACACCCACAAUCUAAGCAGUCUAACAGUUUUUAGAAUGGUUUGCCUUACUUGAGGCCUGUUGAGCAAUGCUCCAUAAUCUCCUGAUCCCUGUCAGCCAAUUAUAAAGCCCUGCACCACCAGCCUUAACUCAGACAGAGCACUUCCGGUUCUCUGAGAGGCAGGCACCAGCACUUGGCAGACGCCACGUGAUAAGUCAAACCAUUCCAAAAGCUUACAUUACUUACAUUGGGGGCACCGAAAUCACUACAGUGUGCUAUGGGGUGCUUAGUGUUUCUUUAACGGGUGAGUGCCAUGAGUAUCGCAUUGUUUAUGCGUCACGAAGCCUACUCCUCAUCAAUUUUACCUGAAUGCCAAAAGUGUAUUGUAAUAAACUACUUACCUUUUUACCCAUUAUACUAUGUUGUAUUAAUUAGUAAGUGUGCAUUUUGGCAGAUGUUUAAUCUAUUAAUGAUAUUUAGGCGAGAGUACCUCCUCAUCAUCAUUGUAAUAUGUCUGUUCUGUAUUAGGAUCGCUGUUUGACAGUCAGGUCCACCUUUAACUCCUUCACACAAUGGAAUCUGGAGACUCCACCUUCUGAGGAUGAUAUCCUUGUAAUGUCAAUGCAGUGGCCAAAGAUUGCUUCAGUGGUAAGAGCCUCUUGAUACAAAGUCAGAUUUUUUUUUUUUUUUUUUCUUCUUUCUCAUGAACAACAUAAUUCACUAAUUUUUUUUUUUUUUUUUUUUUUAAAUAUAAAUACACCACUAAUGAAUUAACUCAGGCAUUCAAGAUUUACAGGUGUACACAUCACCCCUGGCUUAUGGAUUCAAACCAUGUAAUAUCUGUAACAUAUGUUCUACAUAUUGAUCCAACAGCUUUAUGAAAGUUUAUGUAUACCACUGGUAGGGUUCAUUAUUUCGACACGUAAAUUAGCUUUGGCAGUAGAAAUGUACAAUGGACACUCCAGGCUUGCAGUGGCAAAUAAUUUUAAGGCCUGGCUAGUAGUUUAGGACUUGAAAUUGUAAUCCCUGCCACUGCAUUAGUCAACGUCAAAAGGUAUUCAUAGGAUUUAAUACGAAGAAGACAACCUUUUAUCAUAUUUAUAUAUAUAUAUAUAUAUAUAUAUAUAUAUAUAUAUAUAUAUAUAUAUAUAUAUAUAUGAGAGAGAUAGAUUUCAAAUAGUGUUACUGUAGAUUAGGGUAAUCCAUAUAUCUAAGUGGUUGCAGGAUAAAUAAAAAAAACACAGCCCAGCAUAACAUCACGUAUAUAAAAGUUAAUUUUCCUUGUGUCGUGAGACCAUAGUGUACCGACGUUCGUGACAUUAACUCAAUAAACACACACAGUGAGAUGAAUUGCUUUGCUAUACAGACUAGCUCAACAUGUUUGAGCGGCUUUGUAUAAGAAAUUUUCUGGAAUUGCUUUAAGCUGCUUCUUGGAUAAUACAGCUAUUGAAAUCUGCUUCCAAUUCAAACGGUUACUAAAAGGGUAAAGGUUUUAAAUAUAGCCAUAAUCAGAGACUUCUGUAAUUUUCUCACCUGUUAAAACUCUUAACACGCAUGAUUUUGGACUCUUUCAAUCUUAUUGAAAUGCAGUUUGAAAGCCCUGUCCUAAUCUCACUGCUUUUGUGACUAACAUUGAUAAUAUACCUUUCAUAUGUGAGUAGAAACCAUGUCAGAGGGGGUGGGCUUUUGUGAUACUAUUAUGUAAGCAGCUGCUUAGGCACCCCAUCCAAGUGCUUGAUAUAUUCACAAGAAUCUGUUUAUUCUUCCAUCCCUUUCAAACUUAUUAACCCCUUAGUGACCAGGGCGCUUUUCAAUUUUCUUACCGUUUGGGACGAGAGCUGUUUUUACAUUUCUGUGGUGUUUGUGUUUAGCUGUAAUUUUCCACUUACUCAUUUACUGUACCCACAAAUUAUAUACAGUUUUUCUCGCCAUUAAAUGGUCUUUCUAAAGAUACCAUUAUUUUUAUCAUAUAAUUUAUACAUUUUGUUUUAUAAAAUAUGAUUUAAAAAAAACACUUUUUCUAACUUUGACCUCCAAAACCUGUUAUGCAUCUACAACCGCCAAAAAAAAAAAAACACCCAUGCUAAAUAGUUUCUACAUUUUGUCCUGAGUUUAGAAAUGCCCAAUAUUAACAUGUUCUUAACACUUUUUUGCAAAUUAUAGGGCAAUAAGUACAAGUAGCACUUUGCGAUUUCCAAACCAUUGUAACACUGAUAUGUCAGGAAUCCCUGAAUAACCCUUCACAUGUAUAUAUUUUUUAAAAGAAGACAAGGUAUUAAACACACGGUAUUUUGAUUCUUUUCAUGCAACCAUUUUACCACCAAUCUAUGCCAAAUUUAGAAGAAAAAAAUAAUUGAUUUUUUGACACACAUAGCAAUUUAAAAACUGAGAAUUUUAAGGGUUACUGUCAAAGAACACCCCAAUAUGUGGUCGGCGUAAUCUUCUGAGUACAGUGAUUCCACCCAUGUAUAGGUGUGUCAGGUUCUCUGGGGUUUAUUUAGAGGGUGCGCAUUCCAGUUUUCACGGCUAGUCAUCAUGCACCCAUGUCCUAUUUAGGACAUUUUUGAAGCCGGCCAAUGUAAUUUACCCCAUCAAACCAUAUAUUUUUGAAAAGUUGACACCGUAGGGCAGGCAUUGGCAACCUUCGGAACUCCAGAUGUUUUGGACUACAUCGCCAGCGUUAUGGGUGUAAGAGCAUUAUGGGGGAUGUAGUCCACAAAAUUUUGGGUGCCGAAGGUUGCGUACACCUGCCCUAGGGUAUUUCAGACGGUGGUAUUUUAACAUUUUCCAUGCACUAAUUCUACCACCAGUCUGUCAAACUUUUGGGUAGUAAUUUGUUUUGUGUUUUUCCUCUCACAUUGUACUUUAGGCAUGGAUUCUCAGUUCCUGUUAUGUGUUACUGAUAAACAACCCAAAAUGUGUUCAGUAACAUCUCCUGAGUACAACAGUGCCCCCAAUGUACACGUUUUAUGGAUUUUUGCAAACUUACAGGGGUCAAAUGUAGGCCUUUCCCAUUUUCUAUGUUUGCACAUUGAAAUUUGCCAGACUGGUUUGGGCCUCUGUUGCCUUUGAGACCAUAUAGAAGCCCAGGAAUGAAAAUUAACCCCAUCAUGGCAUACAUUUGUAAAAGUAGGCAACGUAUGUUAUUUAAAAUGGGGUAUUUCCAGUCUUUAGUAGCUACUUAGUCACAAACGCUGGCCAAAGUUAGCAUUUUUUUUUUUUUUGCAUUUUUACAGGUGAUAUCAUUGUUGUGAUAAGUUUUACUUUUUAAAACACUCAUUUGUGUUCAGCGAAAUCUCCCAAGUAUAACAAUACCAUCCCCCCACGUAAAGUGUUUUGGAAAGUUACGGGGUUAAAUAUAGGACUUGCCAAUAAAAUUCUCUGGACAGACUUUUUUAGAAGCCACUUAAUCACAAACCCUGGCCAAUAUUAGCAUUUAUAUUUAUUUUUUUUGCAUUUUUCACACAAACUGCCAUUUUACUGCUCUAAAACACUUAUUUGUGUAGAGUAUUGUCUCACGAGUACAACAGUACCCCUAAAGCACAGGUUUUAUGGUGAUUUGGAAAGUUACAGAGUCAAACAUAAGAUUUGCCAAUUUCUGUUUUUGUACAUUACUAUUUGCCAGAUUGGCUAUGUUACUUUUGAGACGGUAUGGCAGCCCCCCAUGGCAUACCAUUUUCAAAUGUAGACAAGCCAGGGUAUACAAAAUGGGCAAUAAUUAUAUAUAUAUAUAUAUAUAUAUAUAUAAUUACUUUUUUAAACUUUUGUAAAACGUUUCCAUGUGAUUGCGAGGAUCCUGCGAUCACAUGGCACGGGAGGGCCGGAUCAGGCAAUGGGGUUCGGCGGGGGAUCGCCAGCGAUCAGGUAAGUGGCUAUUUGCUAUCGGACGUACCAGCUCGUUAACUACCAUUUCUUUGUCGGACGUACCUGGUACGUCCGAGGGCGGGAAGGGGGUUAAACAGUACAUAAACUGUAAAGUGACAUUUUCAUUAUGCUGGCAAAUGAUAAUAAAGGGACACUAUAAUCACCAGAACAACUACAGCUUAAUGUAGUUGUUCUGGUGAGUAUAAUCAUUGCCUUCACGCAUUUUUGUGCAAAUACUGCCUUUUUAGAGAAAAGGCAGUGUUUACUGUGGCCACGGGAGGUGCUUCCUGGGGCUCUGGCAAUAAGGUGAGUUUUACUAUUUUCUAAGGGGGGGGAGUAAGCCACCAAUAUGGUAAAUUAACACUAUAGGGUCAGGAAUACAUGUUUGUGCUCCUUUAAAUUAUACCAUCAUUUGUGGGUUAUUUUUACUUAGUCUUUACAAUACUGCCAUCAGCAGAACAGUAAAUACUACAAACAUGCUUGCUUUGUGAAUCAACUGCAUCCUUUAGUUAGAACCGCCCCUUCCCCAAGUUUAGCACAGCCAAAUUAUGAAAUGUUUGUGCUAAAAUUAUUUUAUUACAUGCUUUGGGCAACACCAGGCAAAGUUUGUGAAUAAGUUAAGCUUGCAGUGACAUAUGCAUGCACCAGUACGACACUGCUGCAAAUAAAAAUUCUGAGUACACCCAAGGCAUCCUGGAAAAGCAAAGUCAUCCUCACAUGGAAUUGCAGUGGAGGAAGGCAUGAUUUCUACCAUUUAUUUACUCUUUAUUCAGUAAACAAUGAAAUCGCAUUUACUGGGGAGAGUGACUGAUGAACUGUAACUUUUGAUUGUCUACAAAUCCUGCCCUGAAAUAAAGUAGAAACCGGGAUGCACUUCAGAGCAGAGGCCCCAUCCAUGUCCUAAUGCCAUGUUUGGUCAGUAGGAAGGGUUUGUACAUAAAGGUAAAAUAGCCAUUUAUAGCUGGCCUAGGGCAGGGUGUAUGAGUGUAGUAUUGCUUCAAAUGUAAAGUAUAUAUAUUUAUUUUUUUCCCCCUAGAUCCAUGCACCGGUUGAUUAGAAAAAUGAAGACAUUUGGAUAACUGUGAGAAAAUAAACGUGCUUACCAUAACCAGUAUCUGUUUCUUUAAGUAGGAAUGCAUCGCUCUCUUUACACACUAUGAUCUGUAUUAACAGUUUCCACACUUAAAUAAAAUAGACGGCACAGUGGUGAUAUAAAAACACUUGUAUUUACAGUUUCUAAUUACACUGGGCGAUACUGUCCACACUUCCUGCUCAGAAUCCACAUUUUCAGCAUCAGAAGUGGCAAAAUUGGAAUACCUUGUAACAGUUUUGUAAUCUCUUCCAUGUACUUGUUAAUUUGACUUCUCUUACAUCAAGCUAAAACCAGCGUGAAAUAAGGGCUUAUUUGAAUGAAGCAACUACAGUUGGUAGAGAAUUGGACAUUUACUGAGACUAGGAUUCAAAUAAAUAUCUGCAUGUUAACACUAAUCAUGUGGGUUUAAGAGUUAAAGUAAUUAGUCUAUAGAAAAAUUGAAUUUGUUACAAUACCAGCCAUAAAAUACACAACUUUGGUUUAAUUGAUCAAACAUUACAUUUCAUCUAUAGAUAUUGUGCUAGUAAACAGAUAAUGUAAUGCCGGUUCAAGUUCUGUCCCUUCCCCAAACAAUUCUCUGCAUUAGACCUCAAUGGCAUUCAUGUGUAAAAAAAGCAGGGGAGAGAAGGAAAAUUUGCUUUGCUCCUUUCACUCUGCUAUUCCUUCUUGCAACGGGAGUACAGGAUGAACUGACAUUGUUUUUCAGCAAGUGAAGUCAGCAUGGUUGUGUCCCCAAGCAGUUCCAACAACACCAGCAGAGGGUGGGUGUUACAACAGUGUAACAUCCACCUACCCUGAGAAUGGAGGCACUGGAACAAGGAGUAGCAGGUGAGUAUCCCUAUAACAGGUCCCACAGCACAAAUAUAUAACUGAUAAUAGAUUAUAUAUUUACAGCCUUGAGAGCUAUUAUAUCUAAAAGGGAAACCAUGACCGUUUCACUUUACCCCAACUUCUCAAUGCCUUUCAUAAAUACAACUACCAGAAACCCUACUUCUAAAACAAAAACCACAGUGUAAUGAGUAGGUUCAAAUAAGCCCUAAUUUGUAUUUUCCACCUGGUUUCCAGUUUCACAUUGCAUUUUCAGUUGCUUCUUGCCCUCAUAUCCUGCCUGUCUAAAACCAUGCUACUCUACCACUUUCCCCUUUUGCUCCAGUCCUUGGGAGUAAAGUGCAAACAUUUAGAAUCUAUCCUCAGCACUCUCUUGAGCAUGGCUCGAUCAUGACCUUCCACAAUAUCUUCUGAUAAUGUCAGGAUGUAUUGUCCCUGGGGAAAGAGAGGAAAAGAAAUGCCACAUUUUAGACUGCAGGCUUUCAUGUGAUCAGAACAUGGCUUAUCAAAGGAGAAUAAGUCACACAUAUGGUGUUACCAAGAAAAUAGGCUGUUUUUGCUUCUAAUAAGAGUUUAUAUAUUAAAAGUCUAAAAUAAGUAUGUAUUGAUUUUCUCUGAGAACUUCAAACACCUCACAGUUGUUAAACUGUGAUAAAUAUUGCCGUCAGUGAAACACAUUACACAUGCAGACAGAAAAUAUACAUCUCCAUAAAAGAGUACCAAUAUUGAGUAUGAUUUUUGAAAAAAUAGUUUGGGUUCACUAUGAUGACAGGUUUCCACCCUCGCAAAAGGCAGUUUACC